Alternaria hordeiaustralica is the source of this 1257-nucleotide messenger RNA. RefSeq lists its product as uncharacterized. Bases 1 to 1257 code for a protein of 418 amino acids. The record is from RefSeq and is a predicted model, not a curated record. NCBI's taxonomy places the organism in Eukaryota, Fungi, Ascomycota, Dothideomycetes, Pleosporales, Pleosporaceae. The transcript is spliced from 2 exons.
AUGAAUAACAUAGACGAGAUCGAAGACGAGGUCAUGGACAACUCUUUGCCUUCGCGACCUCUGUAUCCAUACGAGGAGGUCCCGGAAGAGAAACCAAUGGGUCUCGCCUGGACAGUUGAUUACGACUCAGACUUCUUUCCUGAUGAUCAAGAUAGUGGGGACGAUGUCUAUGUCUCGCAGUCCUUGUCCCUAUCAGCACAAACAUCAGACGAGAUGCCCCCUUCUGGCACGCAACCCUGCACAUCAUCCAAAUCCGACUCCGACUCCGACUCCUCUCCCAAUGAGAUAGGCAUGAUAGACGAUAUCAUCACCACGCAGCCUCUAGUAGUAUCAGCACAAAUACCAGACGAGAUCCUUCCUCAUAUCACGCAUCCCAUCAAGACGGCGCUCAUCGAGGAGUUCCGCAAUCGAACCAUGGAUGGAAUACUUCGUUCGCUCAGCGGCUCUGUCUGUGAUCUGAUCUUGUCCAACAAUCUUGAUCAGAACGACGUACUUCGAAUUUACCGCGGCCCGAAAUCGAUUGAGAAGGAAAAAGACCCCAUGGCUUUCAGCGCCCCGGAAGACACCCAUGUUGGUCUCGGCCCGACCCUGGAAGAACAGACAUCGAUAAUGAACAUGCUGCUUGUUAGCAAAGAACUUCGGCAUGAGUUCCAGGACUCUUUGUGGGGAGGAAGUUGGUAUCGGUUCAACAAGCCUCAUGUUUUUGAUCAGACGGUCCACAGCCUCACGCUGUACUGUCUUCCAUAUACAAAGCCGGAUGGGACGUUGUCGAACUUUAACCCAAAGAUACUUAGCAAGGUCUGGUUGAGUAUGACCAACAUCGACUAUCUCGACUUUGUUGGCUUUGCGUACGAGGACGGUAGAUUUCGAUUAACGAACAAACGAUACCUCGGCCAGUCGCAUGCACGUGGGUUGGAUCUGCUAUCCAAAAUAGCUACAUUGAAGCACUUGCAUCUCGAAUUCAUGGUUCUGACCCCUGUAGUAGGGGUCAACCAGGAUCCUUUCGUCGGGCAAGCACGUGUCGAAGGGCGGCACCAGGACGGUCAACUAGUCUCGUGCCAACAGAAGUUUGUUGAUAUGGUGCUGACUUUGGGCUAUGAGGUCUUCCAGACUUUUGCCGAAGUUACCAUCUCAGGCCAUGUCAAAAAGUCUAACCACGACACAUGGGAUUUGCGCCUGGGCAAAGGAACGAGGGAGAUGCUCAACUUAGACGACAAAGUCGCCGAAUACCUCGCCCUACGUCCCGAUGAGCUGUAA